Messenger RNA from Pangasianodon hypophthalmus (striped catfish), 3765 nucleotides. RefSeq names its product ceramide transporter 1a (gene cert1a). The record is from RefSeq and is a predicted model, not a curated record. Lineage: Eukaryota; Metazoa; Chordata; Actinopteri; Siluriformes; Pangasiidae. Gene Ontology annotation, cellular component: Golgi apparatus. Gene Ontology annotation, biological process: ER to Golgi ceramide transport. The transcript has 18 exons. Bases 577 to 2415 code for a protein of 612 amino acids. Gene Ontology annotation, molecular function: phosphatidylinositol-4-phosphate binding.
AAUAACAAGAUCCAGGCUUUUUCCGUGUCAGCUGCAUACACGCACACAAACACAGCGCGCGACUAAACCCGAGUUUAAAUAAUAACAAAUCGGUUAGAAUUCUUACCAAGUCAUUAAUUUGCUGAAGCGUUUUGUAACGUAUCUUUAAAACACUUUCAGUUCGACCAGCCGACAUUUUGGUCGCUGUCUUUUUGGUGACAGUCGAAAAACAAAAACUGAGGCUUCUGGCAAGACUGGAAGGAGAGAAAAGUUGCUUUUUUUGAAGUGUCUACUGCGGUGUUUAUGAAGUUAAAUAAAUUACCGUUAAACAAUCUGAAAUAAUUUGCUAUUUGUUGUCAUGUCGUUAGCUUGCUAGCUAGAGCUACUGUUUACUCACAGCGCGCGCGAGGAUUUACAUGAACUCCAAGUCUGUGUUGACAAACUGCGUCUCAACUUAGUUCGGCACGUCUCCAGAUAAAUUUUAAAAAUUAGCUAAAUUACCGAGCUCGGAUCAAAAGGUGAAGUUCUUUAUAAAAAAGGGAGAAAUAAGACGUGGUGUAAGAUAGCUAGCCGCCUGGAUUCGUCCCAGUUUGGCUCAUGUCUGACCAGAGUUCAGAUGAAGAUGUGGAUCCUGAAUCGGAGCAAGCGGAGGAGCUCGCGGGAACCCUCAGCAAGUGGACCAACUAUAUCCAUGGGUGGCAGGACCGCUGGGUUGUACUGAAGAACAACACACUAAGCUACUAUAAGUCAGAGAAUGAGCAAGAGUAUGGCUGCAGAGGAUCGCUCUGUCUCAGCAAGGCUGUCAUCAAGCCGCAUGAAUUUGACAAAUGCCGCUUUGACAUCAGUAUAAAUGACAACAUUUGGUACCUGCGGGCUGAAGAUCCUGAGCUCCGGCACCAGUGGAUUGAUACCCUUGAACUUCACAAGGCUGAGUCAGGCUACGGUUCAGAGAACAGUCUGCGGCACCAUGGAUCCAUGCUGUCCAUCACUUCUGCCACCAGCGGCCUUUCAACCACCUCCACAUCUUCCUUUAAGAAAGGCAACAGUCUCAGAGAGAAGCUGGCAGAGAUGGAGACAUUCCGGGACAUUCUGUGCAGACAAGUGGACACACUGCAGUGCUAUUUUGACAACUGUGCAAGUGGCGAUUACAGAGAUGAGUUCUUUAGGGACAAAGUAAUUGAGGAUGAUGAAGAAGACGAUUUUUCCACCUUACGGCCAGAUGGAGACUACCUCCUCAACAGCAAUAGCAGCAAAGAGAAGUUAUUCUCUUCGGCCAGCUCCAGAGGGCCCAUUGGCAUUGAUUUCAAAGGUGAAGCCAUCACUUUUAAAGCCACCACAGAAGGCAUUCUCUCUACAAUGUCCCACUGCAUUGAGAUCAUGGUCAAACGUGAGGAGAACUGGCAGAAACGACUGGAUAAAGAAAUGGAACAGAGGAGGAGAGUAGAAGAAUCCUAUAAGUCAGCCAUGACAGAACUGAAGAAGAAAUCUCACUACGGAGGACCAGGCUAUGAAGAGGGGCCAAACAGUCUCAUCAAUGAAGAUGAAUUCUUUGAUGCUGUUGAAGCAGCUCUGGAUAAGCAAGACAAGAUUGAGGAGCAGAAUGAGAAGUGCAGGACUGCUCGGCCAGUUACACUCAGCUCCUCUCUUAAUGCUCACAAAUACACCAACAAGCCUCUUAGUCAUGCUUCCUCAGUGUCCUCUCUCGACUUAGUCAGUGCUUCCGAUGAUGUGCACAGACUCAGUGCUCAGGUGGAAGAAAUAAUACAAAGUCACCUGACCCACUCCUUACAAGAUGUAGGUGGAGAUGCUAACUGGCAACUUGUUACUGAGGAGGGUGAGCUGAAAGUGUACAGGAGAGAGGUGGAGGAGAAUGGUGUCGUGUUGGACCCUCUCAAAGCCACACAUGCUGUUAAAGGGGUUACAGGUCACGAGGUCUGUCAUUACUUCUGGGACACGGCCUUCCGGACCGACUGGGAAACAACCGUCGAAAACUUCAGUGUGGUAGAGACAUUAUCAGACAAGGCAGUAAUUAUUUACCAGACUCAUAAGAGGGUGUGGCCUGCUUCGCAAAGGGACAUACUUUAUCUGUCAGUUAUCCGCAAAAUCCUCUCUAGCAAUGACAAUGAACCAGAUACGUGGAUCGUGUGCAAUUUCUCUGUAGAUCACGACAGAUAUCCACCCACAAGCAGGUGUAUACGUGCCAAAAUCAAUGUGGCUAUGAUCUGCCAGACGCUAGUCAGUCCACCAGAGGGCAACAAAGACAUCAGCAGAGACAAUAUCUUCUGUAAAAUAACUUAUGUAGCCAAUGUGAAUCCAGGCGGAUGGGCACCAGCAUCAGUCUUGCGCGCCGUGGCCAAACGAGAAUAUCCUAAAUUCUUAAAGCGCUUCACAUUGUAUGUUCAGGAUAAGACCAGCGACAAAGCAAUCCUCUUUUAAAACAGGUUCCCAGCCUCCCUUAAACAUACCCGUAAGAGGCCUUAUCCAUCCCUUCAUACUCUAAAUCUCAAUCUUGGCAAGAGCUUCAGAGAACUACAUUACCCAGAAGUCUUUUAGCCACCAGUCGUAUGAAAUACAGUGUUGUGGAUCAGGAAUAUUGAUGUUCUUAUACGGGGUUCCAGAAGAUCGCAAGGUAUUCAUUUUACACAAUGAUUACAUACACAGUACAGUCCUUGUUCAUGUUUAGGGCAUGGUUACUAGUUGUUUUUGUCUGUUUUGGCUUUUAUAAGAGUUAAAGUGUUUACUUAUGGCUUUGUAAAUCUUUGUAUUCAUAUUACUUGCACAUUGUUUGACUAAUUUCUUUAUUAAAAUUAAAACACUAUAAACUUGAAUACCUUUAAUGGAAAGCUUUCUGAGUUCUAACAGGUUUUUGUAGGCCUUAUGUAGUUUUUCUUUAUGGGGUAUAAUUUCCCUGAUUUGAUCGAUAGAGAAUGUGAAGAGCUUUAAAUACAAACUUUUCUUUUAGUGCCCUGUGUCUUGAUUUUAUGUAUAUUUUCGGGUAUAUGUAUGUGGUAGAGAUUAAAACAUGCAAGAUGCAUAGGUUGAAGAACUGGAUAGCACUACGAUUAAUUGGGUUGUCAGAUACUGGCACUGUUUAAAAAAAAUAAAAAAUUGGGGGAAGAUUAAUAUCCACUUUUGUAAAUGUUUUAUAAAACAUUUAACCAAAUAAUGCAGAACUACCUUCCUUUGAGCAUUCACUUUGGAUAUGCCCUUAUGUUAUACACAAGGCAUAAGUAUAUUUACCAGAUAUUUACUUGUAGUGGAGGAAUGUCAUUUCAUGAUUUUAUUGGACCUGAAUAAAAUGUAUCAUAUUUAUCUGUAUCCUUAUUUGACAGGAUAACUUGAAGCAUAUAAAAGAAGUGUUUUUUGUUGUUAUUGUUUUUUUGUUGUUGUUGUAGCCUGUGCUCAAAGUGUGAAUUUUAGGUUCACCUUAUUAUAAGGCUUAAUUUUGUUAACCACACAGAAAUCUGUGUUAAUGUUAAUAUUUGCACUAAUUUUAAGAGCGUUGCUUUACAAUCAGUUUACACGUGUUGCCAAAUGAGAAUCGUAUGUAUGAAUGAUUUAUAGAGGGUGGUAUGUAUGAAAAAUUCUACAGAUUAUAAUGCCUGAUAAUAUGUAACACUGAGCUUUCAAGAAUGCAUUUUUGUUUUUUGUUUUGUUUUGUUUUGUUUUGUUUUUUGGAGAAAUUUAUGUGUGAAUAUGCAGUAAGCAAAUAUAUCAUUCAUAUGUUUAUAGCACUAUGGAAUGAUUAAGGCAUAUGAGGAUGUGAAUAAACAGUUUCCAGCUUUA